GCUUUGAGCUCAAUCUACGUUCCCUACCUGAAUAUUUCAUCUGCGACUCGAUCCCUCCAACGAGAAUCAUGUCAGACUCAGAAUUUCCUGUGCCCGAGACUCGCGUGCUUGCAGUCGCCAGUCAUGUAGGACACAAACUACUGAAGCAAUUGCUAGGACCAGACUGACAUUCUACUGAAGGUUGUCUACGGAUACGUCGGGAACACAAUGGCGACCUUCGUCAUGCAAUCACUGGGCUGCGAAGUAGCAGCUCUCAACACCGUUCAGUUCAGCAACCAUCUAGGCUACGGCCAAGCAAAAGGAACCCGCGCCACCGCCCAAGAGAUAACAGACCUCUACCAAGGCCUGAAAGAUUCCUACCUCGACGAUUUCCAGAUGAUGCUCUCGGGCUACCUACCCGGCGCUGCCUCCGUCGAGGCCGUGGGCACCAUCGGCCGCGAUCUCAAAUACAAAGCUACCAUGAAACCGGGCAGUUUCUUCUGGGUCCUCGAUCCCGUCAUGGGGGAUAAUGGGAAAUUGUACGUUGCGGAGGAUGUAGUGCCUGCUUAUAAGGGGCUGGUCAAGGAUGCGGAUCUGAUUCUGCCGAAUCAGUUCGAGGCGGAGACGUUAUCCGGAGUCAAGAUUGUGGAUAUGGACUCGUUGAAAGAGGCCAUUACGACGCUGCAUGGAAAGUAUAGAAUCCCACAUAUCCUCAUCACGUCGAUAGCGUUUCCGACGCAUGGUGCUACGCCUUCGCUGUCCGUGGUAGGAUCGACGUUCACGACGGGGGCGAAGCCGAGGAUCUUUGGGAUCAAGAUACCGGCUAUCGAUUGCUUCUUUAGUGGGACAGGAGACAUGUUUGCAGCGUUGAUGCUGGUGCGGUUUCGGGAAGCGGUUACUAAUGUUCCGGGUUUGAUGGCGACGGCGGCGUGGGUGAGCGGUGAUGAAGUAGAGGCUACGGAAUUACCGCUUGCGAAAGCUACGGAGAAGGUGUUGGCGAGUAUGCACGAGGUUUUGACGAAGACGAAAGAAAGUAGAGAUGCGGAGUUAGAGAGAUAUAGUAAGCAGGUCGGAGGGAGGGAUGCGAUGAGUGAUGAGAAGAAGUUGAGGUUGGUGAAGUCGAAAGCUGCGGAAGUUAGACUUGUGAGGAAUUUGAAAGCGUUGAAAGAUCCUGAUGUUAAGUUUAGAGCCGAGACGGUAUAGAUGGGAUAUACAAAGCCAGAAUAAGCAACGGCGGCGUUCAGAGUAUAGAAUGUCAAGCAUGCAUGUAGACAGACGUCUGAUAGCAUUCAGAUCAUAGCACAUCUAUUCUUUCCCUUCAUCCCAUUCC
Messenger RNA from Mollisia scopiformis, 1309 nucleotides. Its product is annotated as Ribokinase-like protein. Gene Ontology annotation, cellular component: cytosol. Gene Ontology annotation, molecular function: pyridoxal kinase activity. The record is from RefSeq and is a predicted model, not a curated record. The transcript is spliced from 4 exons. Lineage: Eukaryota; Fungi; Ascomycota; Leotiomycetes; Helotiales; Mollisiaceae. Bases 208 to 1182 code for a protein of 324 amino acids. Gene Ontology annotation, biological process: pyridoxal 5'-phosphate salvage.